Messenger RNA from Aspergillus pseudonomiae, 628 nucleotides. RefSeq lists its product as uncharacterized. The coding region runs from base 181 to 519 and encodes 112 amino acids. NCBI's taxonomy places the organism in Eukaryota, Fungi, Ascomycota, Eurotiomycetes, Eurotiales, Aspergillaceae. The transcript has a single exon. The record is from RefSeq and is a predicted model, not a curated record.
GAACCCCUGAGUCGAGCAUGUGGGCGGAUCAUUGGCGGUGGUGGCCAUGAUCACCAGUCCAGAAGGCAUGAUCCCAGAUGUUGGACCAUACUGGACGUGAGGUGAUCGACAACGGCACAUACUGUAGAGUCUUAGCUUCAUGGGGAAUAGGCCAGUGUGAUUCAACAAGUUGUCAGUAAAAUGAAUGGCAUGUGCGCCAUCUUGGCUUGUGACUGGAGAAUGAUGAACUCUCGCGAGAACUGCUUCCCAUAUGCAGAUCCGAGGAUGGCACAUCUAGCCCAGGGAACGAUGUCGCGAGCAGUACUCCGUGCUGACAUUGUCUAUGCUUGCCCGGUUGUUUCAUUCUCUUGUUUGUGGUUUCGGUGGUUUUGUUUCUUUUUUUAUUUUUUAUUUUUUUUUUGUUUGCCAACAAGCAAAGGGGACAUUCCGGUAGGGCUGAUUCAGGGGCAAGAAUGCGCUCUCCUUUUCUGUAUCCAUGGGUUGCUUGUAAUGGUCAAGACUGCUGUUCUCUAUCAGUAGAUCCUGGCGGGGCAAUAGCUUCUUUGUAUCUCCAACUAUCUUAAUUUUUAGUCUCCCCCCUUUUGACGCUAAACGAUCGGGCAUGCUCCAUCUACGUUCAAUACACUUC